This is a messenger RNA of Ipomoea nil (Japanese morning glory), 1395 nucleotides long. Its product is annotated as bidirectional sugar transporter SWEET12-like. Gene Ontology annotation, cellular component: membrane. Bases 136 to 1092 code for a protein of 318 amino acids. The record is from RefSeq and is a predicted model, not a curated record. NCBI's taxonomy places the organism in Eukaryota, Viridiplantae, Streptophyta, Magnoliopsida, Solanales, Convolvulaceae. The transcript has 5 exons. Gene Ontology annotation, biological process: carbohydrate transport. Gene Ontology annotation, molecular function: sugar transmembrane transporter activity.
UUUCAUUGUGAAGCAGAGUUGAUUAUAAGUAGCUACAAAUAUUCCUACCUGGCCUGCUUCAUAACACCAAAGAGACAGAGAGAGUUUCUUGGUGGUUUAUAGAUCAGAUAAUCGUCAAGACAUCCAGAUCGAUCGAUGGCUCUCUCUGGUCAUUGGGUUUUUGCUUUUGGAGUCCUUGGAAACAUUAUCUCAUUCAUUGUCUUCCUCUCUCCACUGCCUACAUUCUACCAGAUUUACAAGAAGAAAUCAGCAGAAGGGUAUCAAUCAAUUCCGUAUGUGGUAGCCCUAUUCAGUUCCAUGCUUUGGAUAUACUAUGCAUUCCUGAAGUCCAACGCCACACUUCUCAUUACUAUCAACUCUUUCGGAUGUUUGGUUGAAACCAUUUACAUCGGCUUCUACAUUUACUAUGCCAACAAGAAAGCCAGAGUACAAACUAUAAAGAUGCUUGUUCUGUUGGUGAUUGUUGGUUUCGGCGCUGUGGCUCUGGUGUCUCAGUUUCUGUUCAAAAGCGCACCAGUUCGGGCCCAGGUUGUGGGAUGGGUUUGCCUCGUUUUUUCACUGUGUGUGUUCGUUGCGCCCUUGUGCAUUGUGAAGCAAGUAAUCAGGACAAAGAGCGUUGAGCACAUGCCAAUUCUUCUAUCAGUUUUCUUAACUGUGAGCGCUGUCAUGUGGUUCUUCUACGGCUUGCUCUUAAAAGACAUAAACAUAGCAGUUCCAAAUGUGCUUGGAUUCAUUUUCGGCAUCCUCCAAAUGGUGCUUUACGCGAUGUACAAAGGCAAAAAACAGGAGGACGAUGAGAAGCGGCUUCCCCAAGUAGUAUUACCUACAGUAGUGGCGUUGGAAGAAAAACAAAAGCUGCCAAAGGAGCUGACCGAGGAACAAAUCGUGGACAUUGUGAAGUUGGGAUCACUCAUUUGCUCCGACAAGAUUAACGUUGCUGCUGCCGCAUGCUGCAGCAUCCAGGACAAGCUACUGCACCAGGGAGGAGGAGGAGGAGGAGGAACUGCUACUGCUGAUCAUAAUAUUAAUAUUCCCACCAAACCACUUGAUGAUGAGACCAACAUCCAACCAGCAGCACUGCAAGUCGUCUAAUCUAAUCUAUAUAUACUCCAUCUCAUGCAUCCAUCUCCUCUCUUGGAAUUGAAGCCUAGCCUAGCCUAGCUUGGCCUCACCUCUUAGACCACAAAAUCAAUCCAUCUGAUCUGGGUGUUUUCUCUUCUCUUUAGUAGUAUAAUAACCCCCCGUACGUAGUACCUAUAUAUGUACCUGUGUUUAUUUCUGUAGUUGUAAACCGUAACUAGGCUAGUUCAACUUCACUUUUAUCAGUAUGCAUGUAACUUUAAUUUGAAUUUUCUCUUGACCCAGAAGAGAAUUUUUAUUUUAUAUUUACAUGUU